AUUACUAUUAGAAUUACUUUUGCCAUGUCCUAACUUUAGUGUAAACAUCGGUCAGCAGUUGACGUCGAAGGAAUUUGUUAGUUGCAUUUAUCAGCCACCUUUCUGAUAUCAUGCAGAGAGAAGAAAGAGCUCUGGAUGCAGCACUUGAUGCCAUUCUCCAGCGUGUGAUUGACAUCAAGAGCUCCUUGCAGGAACUGAUGCUCAAAAUUGAGAGGGAAGGAGAGCAGGCAGACUGGCCUUCCUACCUGGAUGCCUUUUCUGUUAUCUCUGCUCAGAUAUAUACACUAAUGAAAUUGCUGAAAAAUGAAAAGACUCCUUUAUUGAGAAACUACCUAACCCUUCCACUACAACUGAAUGCUGAUCCUGAUGACAAGCUCUUGGUGGCUACAGAGGGAAGAGUGCCAUCUUUCAGUCAUGAUUUUGUCCCAAAUAUGUUGAGAACAAAACCAGAGCCUGAUGUAGAAAAGCGGCAUCUGACCCUUGAGGCAAAGAUGGCCCAGAUUAACAGUGAUACAGCACAAAAACAAAUCAAUGUCCACAACAAGGUAGUAAAACAUGUUAUGGACCUUGUGAACACUGCAAGGGAAGAAUGGGAAACUGAAACUGCAUCACGCACGAAUCAGCCUCAGACAUGCUCUAACAGUGAGACUGAGGUACUUCUUGCUGCUCUUGGCACAGGAAAGGGUAUAAAAAUGAUGCCAGGAAGAGCCCCUCCUCCAGGACCAUCACCGACAAUACCUCAGCAACCUCCUCCUCAGAUGCCAAAUACAAGCAAGGCUGUUAGUUCAGUGAAGACUAACAUCAAGGCUGCGUCUGCUAUGAAUCCCUAUGGUCGAUGAAAAUAAGCGAAAUCUUUGCUUCAUAAUGUCUUCCUAUUUUAUUCAGAAAGUUCUUCAGUGAUUGUUGUAUUCCUGGAGAGAAUAAAGCAUUCUUUGAAAUAAUAUAACAAUAUCUGUGUGCAAAACCUACUAUACACUGAUUUACCCAUGAUAUAUAUAUAUAUAUAUAUAUAUAUAUAUAUAUAUAUAUAUAUAUAUAUAUAUAUAUAUAUAUAUAUAUAUAUAUACACACACACACACACACACACACACAUUGUAAGAGGCAUAUAUAAGGGCCUCUAAACAUUGGUGACAGGGAGUAGUAAAAGCUUGGUGGCUUAAAAACCCUUUAUUGAGAAGAGUUCAGCACACGAGUGGAUAGACACAACGACAAGUCUUGGGUUUAGCGCGAGGUCGCCCAAGGUCACUGGCGAGCUCAGCCUAGAGGGCAGACCGUCCGCGAGGGUCGGUGUGUGUGACCUCGGGCCCGGCAAAGUACACUCUCACUUGACCAGUAUAUUGCUCGGCCACAUACUCACAGCUUAUCCUCGAGGGCGACCCAACCUGGCUGGUUCCAACUUGCUCGUCCUCGAUCUCGGGUGCGGUAUCCUUGGUGCAUCUCCGUGGCUGCUCGUUCUGUGUCGUCAUCCUCGCUCUGGUCCCUGGGAAUCCGUUCCUCCUCGACUGAUCUCGCGCAGGUCCUCGCCCAGACAUCCUCGUAGCCCGCGUACAGGUCAAACUCGGCGGCUUAUUCGCCCAAUGCACGUCUCGCAGAUCUCCGUCCAGGUCCUUCUCGGCUGCGCGCUUGUACAGACGUCCUCGUAAUCUUCGUCAGGAUCUAUGGGCGUCCAGCAGGAAGCGUCCACUUCGACAUCGUAGGGCGGCUGAUACCUGCACUAAUGAGCUCCUGGAGUUUGAUGGCAUCCAGGCAGGCCUGUCCACAGCAUCAUAGGAUGGCGAACCCCUACUGGCGAGCUCCUGCUUCCGCUGGAUCUCGGGUGUCCUGGCGAGCGGCGAUCUCCGAUGACGCUUUCUAAUGGCUUCCGGAGGUGACCGUUUCUGCAGCAGGGCCUCCUUCGGUGCCGUUUCAGAUAUCGGGAACCAGAAUAACACAUAAUGGGCCAGAUAGUGAGAGAAGGAAAAACGACAGAGAAGAGGUGUUAAAUGCUACAAGCCGAUUUUUUGUUUCAUAAUUUGCAGUUUUUAAAGUUGAAUUUUCGUUAUUUUUGUCUUUUUUUUCAUUUUGUGUUUUGUGUUCACAAAGUUUAA
Molecule: messenger RNA, 2087 nt
Organism: Penaeus indicus
Lineage: Eukaryota; Metazoa; Arthropoda; Malacostraca; Decapoda; Penaeidae
Gene: MED8
Product: mediator of RNA polymerase II transcription subunit 8-like
Exons: 5
Coding region: 111-839 (242 amino acids)
Biological process (GO): regulation of transcription by RNA polymerase II
Cellular component (GO): core mediator complex; mediator complex
Molecular function (GO): RNA polymerase II cis-regulatory region sequence-specific DNA binding; transcription coregulator activity
Source: RefSeq, a predicted model, not a curated record